UUUCCUGAAACGAGAAUGGGCGGUGGGAUGCAUGCAAAUAUAGCUUAGCAAGUCCAUCUCAUGUGUGAUAAAGCCAUCAACGACUUUUCAAACACAUGCUAGCUCCUCAUGUGUGAAAAUUGCGCAUCAUGUACAGCUAGCUCCUCAUAAAAAAUUACAAUUUAUUAUUCGUUUGAAUUAACUAAUCAUGGAACCAGCGGAAGAGAACACAUGGUUUGAGUUUCAAGGUUUGACUUAUUCACCGAGCAGAUCAGAUUCUAGUAGUACACAGAAAAGAAAACUAGCGGAAAGAAGAUUCGGAUUCCGAGAGAGAACGAUAUCAGAGUUCAGAGAAAGAAGCCAUGCGGAAGAACAUGUGUCCUGUUCAACCGCCUGCAUCAUCGACACGUGGAAGCGGUGCCAGUGGCGGUUCUCACACCUUCAACUUUUCGGUGGCCAUAAUAAUAGCAUUUUGGUGCUAUGUUCUUGUUUCCGCUCCUCCCAUUCUCGCCCUUCCUCACACAACCAUGGGAAGUAAGAAUCAAUCACAUCAGUCAGAGACAAGUAGUAAACUCUCAUGCCUAAGGCAUUCCCUUGGUUUGCUUGAUGCCAACUUCUUCAAUGACAAGCAGGUUGAGGAGAUUGAUAAGGCUGCGAAAGAGUUCAAUGUUCCAAUUAUAGUAGCGGAUCGGAAACUUGUGGCUUCUGAAAAUGGGGGGUUGCAUUACCCUUCUCCUUUAAUUUUCAAUGCUGAUUGGGAAUAUCAACCAUUACAUUCUGAAAGCAAAAAGUUCAAAUGUCCUUCCAUCUCUAAGAUACAGAGACCUGAAUCUGAAGAAGAUAUUGCCUUUAUGAGUGUUCUUGAAUUAGGUGCACUCAUCAAAACUAAACAAAUAACUUCUCAGGAGCUUACACAAAUAUUCUUGCGGAGAUUGAGAAAGUACAAUCCUGUUCUUGAGGCUGUGAUCACUUUUACCGAAGAAUUGGCACACAAGCAAGCGAAAGAAGCUGAUGAAUUGCUCAGCCAAGGAGUGUAUCUGGGGCCUCUUCAUGGAAUUCCAUAUGGAUUGAAGGACAUCAUAGCAGUUCCUGAGUACAAAACAACAUGGGGUUCAAAAUCAUUCAAAAAUCAAGUUAUUGAUAUGGAAGCAUGGGUCUAUAAGAGGUUGAAAUCUGCUGGGGCUGUUCUUGUUGCAAAGCUUGUUUCUGGAUCAUUAGCAUAUGAUGAUAUCUGGUUUGGUGGCAGAACCAGGAACCCAUGGAAUAUAGAGGAAUUUUCCACAGGGUCAUCUGCUGGUCCUGCAGCUAGCACCUCUGCAGGUCUGGUUCCUUUUGCAAUUGGAUCAGAAACGGCAGGAUCCAUAACCUACCCCGCAGCUCGCUGUGGAAUAACAGCACUACGCCCAACUUUUGGUACAGUAGGUCGAACUGGUGUGAUGAGUAUAUCAGAAAGCUUGGAUAAACUAGGCCCUUUCUGUAGAUCUGCAGAUGAUUGUGCCAUUGUAUUGGACAUUAUUCGGGGAAGAGACCCUCAUGAUCACUCCUCAAAAGUUAGCUCCCUAGAUGAUCCAUUCCAUGUUGACAUUACAAAGUUGACAGUUGGAUAUCUUGAUGAUGCUGAAAUGGAGAUUGUCCAUGUUCUUGAGUCAAAGGGUGUCAAGAUGGUCCCUUUCAAACUGAAUUACACAGUUGAUUCUGCUCAAGGCAUCUUAAAUUUCACAAUGGAUGUUGACAUGCUGGCUCACUUUGAUGAGUGGCAACGCUCAGGCCAGGAUAAUGUGUAUGAAGCUCAAGAGCAGUGGCCGACUGAACUGCGCCGCGCUCGCGUAAUUCCAGCUGUGGACUACAUGCAGGCACAAAGAGCAAGGGGAAGGCUAAUCAAGGAAAUAAGAGAGUCAUUAACCGUGGAUGCUUUCAUUGGCAAUGCAACUGACUGGGAGAAAGUUUGUGUAGGAAAUCUUGUUGGUUUCCCAGUCAUAGUAGUACCAACAGGAUUUACUAAUAUCUCCAAGCCACCACCUGGCGGCACCAAAAGAAGAACCACAGUUACCACUGGCAUUUAUGCUCCCCCUAACCGUGAUCAUAUUGCUUUGGCAUUGGCAAUGGCUUACCAAUCAGUGACUAAUCACCACAAACAGCGGCCACCUAUGAAUGAUCUUGGCCGAGAUGAAAAGAUUUCUGAUCCACCCACUGUUAUCUACCCUGCCAGGGUUUUUGGAUUCCACUAACUUGAGCACUUACCAAUGCUACUGAUUAUAGAAAGGGGCAAUACUUAUUUGAGCACUUAGCAAUGCUACUUAUAUGGAUGUAAUCAUUUUACAGACACUUGUAAAAAGAAAGCCACUAGAAUACUAGAUACAUGCCCUCGAGCCUUGAGGAAAAUAUAUAUACUUUUUUUUUUUUGCUAAUGACCAACAGCUGUUUUCGUUCCUAUUACUCACGUUUGUCGUUGUUCGUGCGCGUUGUGAUUUUAAUGAUGGUGGAUCUUCCACCAAGUAAGAAUUUUCAAUUGGGGA
This is a messenger RNA of Arachis stenosperma, 2495 nucleotides long. RefSeq lists its product as uncharacterized. The coding region runs from base 342 to 2207 and encodes 621 amino acids. The transcript is spliced from 12 exons. The record is from RefSeq and is a predicted model, not a curated record. Gene Ontology annotation, molecular function: catalytic activity. Lineage: Eukaryota; Viridiplantae; Streptophyta; Magnoliopsida; Fabales; Fabaceae.